Messenger RNA from Drosophila nasuta, 470 nucleotides. RefSeq names its product Cuticular protein 47Eg (gene Cpr47Eg). Bases 72 to 428 code for a protein of 118 amino acids. Gene Ontology annotation, cellular component: chitin-based extracellular matrix. The record is from RefSeq and is a predicted model, not a curated record. Gene Ontology annotation, molecular function: structural constituent of chitin-based larval cuticle. The transcript has 2 exons. Lineage: Eukaryota; Metazoa; Arthropoda; Insecta; Diptera; Drosophilidae.
CUGGGUAUAAAAGCUUUGCUGUUGCACAUUGUAGCCAUCAGUGAGUCUUACUAAGUCUUCAAGCAAUCAACAUGAAAUUCUUUGUUCUCUUCGCAUGCCUUUUGGCCGUGGCCUUCGCCAAUGAAGAUGCCGAUGUCCUCAGGUCGGAAUCAGAAGUCAAUCCCGAAGGUUUUAAAUAUGCUUAUGAGUUUAGCAAUAGUAUUAAGGCUGAACAACAAGGAGAUCUGAAGGACGGUGAGGAAUGGGUUGUGAAAGGCGAUUCUAGCUACACUUCCCCUGAAGGAGAGCCAAUCUCAAUCUCAUAUGUGGCUGAUGCUAAUGGUUACCAAGUUAUUAGUGCCAAUCCUCCUCUGCCCACACCUCCUCCAAUCCCAGAAGCCAUUCUGAAGGCAAUUGCUUACAUCGAAGCCCACCCCUCUCAAGAAUAAGUCAAGUUUAUGAAAAAAAUAAAAGUAAAAAAAGCAUUUCUA